GGGCGGCGAGGGGGCGUGUCACGUGACGGGGUUUAAAUCUCCCGCAGCCGGAGCCGCGGGGGCGCCAGUGCCGCGCGUCGAGCGGGAGCAGAGGAGGCGAGGGAGGAGGGCCAGAGAGGCAGUUGGAAGAUGGCGGACGAGGCGGCGCUCGCUCUUCAGCCCGGCGGCUCCCCCUCUGCGGUGGCGGCCGAGAAGGAGGCCGCAUCGCCGCCCGCAGAGGAGCCGCUCCGUAAGAGGCCGCGGAGAGAUGGUCUCGGCUUCGAACGGAGCCCGGGAGAGCCCGGUGGGGCGGCCCCCGAGCGUGAGGUGCCAGCGGCUGCCGGGGGCUGCCCGGCGGCGGCGGCUGUGGCGGUGUUGUGGCGGGAGGCGGAGGGAGCAGGCGGGGAGCGAGAGGCCCAGGCGACGGCGGCGGCCAGAGAAGGAGACAAUGGGCCGGGCCCGCAGGGCCUAUCCCGAGAGCCGCUGCCGGCCGACGACUUCUACGAUGACGACGACGACGAGGGAGAGGAGGAGGAAGAGGCGGCUGCGCCGAUUGGGUACCGAGAUAACCUUCUGUUUGGUGAUGAAAUUAUCACUAAUGGCUUUCAUUCCUGUGAAAGUGAUGAGGAUGAUAGAGCCUCACAUGCAAGUUCUAGUGAUUGGACGCCAAGGCCACGGAUAGGUCCAUAUACUUUUGUUCAGCAGCAUCUCAUGAUUGGUACUGAUCCUCGAACGAUUCUUAAAGAUUUACUACCAGAAACUAUUCCUCCACCUGAAUUGGAUGAUAUGACACUAUGGCAGAUUGUUAUUAAUAUCCUAUCAGAACCACCAAAAAGGAAGAAAAGAAAAGAUAUUAAUACAAUUGAGGAUGCUGUGAAAUUACUGCAGGAGUGCAAAAAAAUUAUAGUUCUAACUGGAGCUGGGGUAUCUGUUUCAUGUGGAAUACCUGACUUCAGAUCAAGAGAUGGUAUUUAUGCUCGCCUAGCAGUUGACUUCCCAGAUCUUCCAGAUCCUCAAGCUAUGUUCGAUAUUGAGUAUUUCAGAAAAGAUCCAAGACCAUUCUUCAAGUUUGCAAAGGAAAUAUAUCCUGGACAAUUUCAACCAUCUCUCUGUCACAAAUUCAUAGCCCUGUCAGAUAAGGAAGGAAAACUACUUCGCAACUAUACUCAGAACAUAGACACGCUGGAACAGGUUGCAGGAAUCCAAAGGAUAAUUCAGUGUCAUGGUUCCUUUGCAACAGCAUCUUGCCUGAUUUGUAAAUACAAAGUUGACUGUGAAGCUGUACGAGGAGAUAUUUUUAAUCAGAUAGUUCCUAGAUGUCCUAGGUGCCCAGCUGAUGAGCGUCUUGCUAUCAUGAAACCAGAGAUUGUCUUUUUUGGUGAAAAUUUGCCAGAACAGUUUCAUAGAGCCAUGAAAUAUGACAAAGAUGAAGUUGAUCUCCUUAUUGUUAUUGGAUCUUCCCUGAAAGUGAGACCAGUAGCACUAAUUCCAAGUUCCAUACCCCAUGAAGUGCCUCAGAUAUUAAUUAACAGAGAGCCUUUGCCUCAUCUGCAUUUUGAUGUAGAACUUCUUGGAGACUGUGAUGUCAUAAUUAAUGAAUUGUGUCACAGAUUAGGUGGUGAAUAUGCCAAACUCUGCUGUAACCCUGUAAAGCUUUCAGAAAUUACUGAAAAACCUCCACGAACACAAAAAGAGUUGGCUCAUCUGUCAGAGCUGCCACCUACACCUCUUCAUAUUUCAGAAGACUCAAGUUCACCAGAUAGAACUUCACCAGAUUCUUCAGUGAUUGUUUCAAGUUUAGACCAAGCAACUAAGAGUAGUAUUGAUGAUUUAGAUGUGCCCCAAACAAAAGGAUGUAUGGAAGAAAAAUCACAGGAAGUACAGACUUCUAGGAAUGUCGAAAGUUUUACUGAACAGUUGGAAAAUUCCGAUUUGAAGAACAUUGGUUCAAAUACUGGGGAGAAAAAUGAAAGAACUUCAGUUGCUGAAACAGUAAGAAAAUGCUGGCCCAAUAGACUUGCAAAAGAACAGAUCAGUAAACGGCUUGAUGGUAAUCAGUAUCUGUUUCUGCCACCAAAUCGUUACAUUUUCCAUGGCGCUGAGGUAUAUUCAGACUCUGAAGAUGACGUCUUAUCCUCUAGUUCUUGUGGCAGUAACAGUGAUAGUGGAACAUGCCAGAGUCCAAGUUUAGAAGAAGCCAUUGAGGAUGAAAGUGAAAUUGAAGAGUUCUACAAUGGCUUAGAAGAUGAGCCUGGUGUUCCAGAGAGAGCUGGAGGAAUUGGAUUUGGGGCUAAUGUAGCUGAUCCAGAGGCAGUUAAUGAAGCUACAUCUGUGAAACCAGAAGUAACAGACAUGAACUAUCCAUUAAACAAAUCAUAGUGUAAUAAUUGUCCAGGUACAGGAAUUGUUCUACCAGCAUUAGAAACUUUAGCAUGUCAAAAUGAAUGUUUACUUGUGAACUCAAUAGAGCAAGGAAACCAGAAAGGUGUAAUAUUUAUAGACUGGUAAAAUAGAUUGUUUUUCAUGGAUAAUUUUUAACUUCAUUAUUUCUGUACUUGUACAAACUGAACACUAACUUUUUUUUUUUAAAGAAAGGUACUAAGUAUCUUUAAUCAACUAUUGGUCAAGACUUUAACUUUCUUUUAAAGGUUUAAUUGUAUGAUACAUUCAUAUGUAUAUAUAUUUUUUGGUUUUGCCUAGUGAGUUUCAACAUUUUAAAGUUUUCAAAAAGCCAUUGGAAUGUUAAAUUAAUGUAAAGGGAACAGCUUAUCUAGACCAAAGAGUGGUAUUUUCACUUUUCUUUGUAACACGUUGAAUGGUUUGAAGUCUUCAAAAUCUCUGUUCUGCUAACCUGUUGAUUCUUUAGCACAAUUACUUAUUUUUAAACACUGGCAUUUUUCCAAAACUUGUGGCAGCUAACUUUUUUAAAAUCUCAAAUGACAUGCAAUGUGAGCGGAAGGAAGUCACCAAUAUGUAGGAAAGCACUUAGUUGUCUUUACUUUCUAAAGUGAGACUUGGUGCUAAGAGUUUCAGGAUUAUUGUAUUUAUUGUUAAAAUGAAGAUGGCUUUUGUACUUCCUGCAGACAUGUAGUAAUGUCUACAUUGGCUCAGAAACUAACCUGAAGAACAAAUAAAGGCUUUGAAAAUCUUUCAGUUGCUUUAGAAACAAUAGUGCCUGCUUGGAUCCCCUUAGUUUUGAAAUAUUUGCUAUUGCUGUUUAAAUACCUAUCACUGUGGUGAAGCCUGCAUCGAUCUUUUCCACAAGUAUUAAACUGCCAAGAUGUGAAUAUGCAAAGCCUUUCUGAAUCUGUAAUAAUGGUACUUCUACUGGGGAGAGUGUAAUAUUUUGGAAUGCUGUUUUUCCAAUGAGGAGAGCAGCAGACCCCAAUUACAGUUCCAAAGUAAUAAGAUAUUAAUUAUAACUCAGCCAGAAAGUACAUGUGUUCUAUUGGGAGGAUUUGGUGUAAUAAAUUUUCUUAACUGCUAGCCUAGUAUUAUGGAGAUGAACAUGGUGUAAUUUGUAAUAGCAGAAUAGUUAAUGAAUGAAACUAGUUCUUACAACUUUAUUUAAAAGCUUAGCCUGCCUUAAAACUAUAGACAUCAACCCUUUCAACUACGAAAGCUGCUUCUAGCCUUUCAAAAAAAAUUCAUACUUUAAAAGUUUAUACUUUAUAAAAUUGCACAGUAAGCAUUUAAUUUCCAGACCUUUUUGAACAUUAUUUCCAAAUUACAAAGUAUUCCUAUCUUGCUUUAGUAUUUAUUACAGCUGUUCUUAAAGCAUAAAAUACCUAGCUAGGACCAUUACUGCCAAACAAGAAAAAAAAUCACUGAAUGGCCAUCUUCCUACCUAAAAGGUAUCUCAAUCUGAAUUUAUUUGGCUAUACUAAAGAAUGCAGUAUAUACUUAGUUUUCCAUUUGCAUGAUGUGCUUGUGCUAUAGAUGAUAUUUUAAAUUGAAAAAUUUGUUUUAAAUUAUUUUUACAGUGAAGACUGUUUUCAGCUUUUUAUAUUGUAUAUAGUCUUUUAUGUAAUCUACUGGCAUAUGUUUUGUAGACUGUUUAAUGACUGGAUCCUCCUCCAACUUUUGAAAUACAAAACCAGUGUUUUAUACUUGUACACUGUUUUAAAGUCUAUUAAAACUGUCAUUUGACUUUUUUCUGUUAACUUAA
Messenger RNA from Nycticebus coucang (slow loris), 4147 nucleotides. It is a transcript of the gene SIRT1, whose product is annotated as sirtuin 1. NCBI's taxonomy places the organism in Eukaryota, Metazoa, Chordata, Mammalia, Primates, Lorisidae. The record is from RefSeq and is a predicted model, not a curated record. The transcript is spliced from 9 exons. Gene Ontology annotation, molecular function: NAD+ binding. Bases 130 to 2358 code for a protein of 742 amino acids.